GAAAUGUUUGCUGUCUGUAGUCUACAUUCAGGUAGGCCGUCACUACAGCUGUUUAGAUGUUAGGAGCCGGGCUGCAUCUUUAGUGGAACUUGUGUGCCACUUCAGCAUUGGAUGCUGGAGGCAGGAGGCAUCGUACUACACAUUGCUGCGGUCGCCCCAUAGAACAAUGGAUUCCAAAAAUCAGUCAUCUGUAAGGACGUUUUUAAGACAUCUACAAGGGACACCGUUUCGAAUUCCGAAGAAAUUCCGACGGAACUCCACGAGUCAGAGCAAUGUCGUGGAUGCCCCUGUUGCUCCUAUUGAGGAGGUGCUUACUUUCGAGCAGAACCUUGACAGAGGUUUCCUCUCCACUGCUGGGAAGCAGCUGCUAUCGAGAGAGGAGCUCAUGUUCGGACAGCGGAGCACGAAGGAGACAGAGGAGGGGAAGCACAUUGACAGGGACUGGGAAACCCUUUACGCGAAGAUCAAAGAGGCUUUGCGAGCCACUUUCAAUCCAGAGAACAUUCCAGAAGUUCUAACGUCCGCAGUAGAAGCUAUCCAGCAAGAGGAAGAACAGGACAGGAGGUGGGAGGAACGCAGACAGAGUGGGGAUCCUCCGACAUGGAGACCACGCCGCUGCAGACACCUUCACGAGUCUCUUCUCCGGGGCAUGGUGGAUGAGCGUCUGGACGACGACAAGAUCACCCCCUUGCCGCAGGGGACGGAGAAGCUCUCGUCGGUGCAGAAGGACAUCGUCAGGAUGGCCAAGCGUCUGAAGGACGACCUUCUGAGAGUGGUGGAGGUUGUGAAGGGCUGCUACCCGGACGAGAUGGACAUCUGCAACGUGUAUGCGUCGAUGUAUCACCAAGCCUUUAGCAGCAGGCUGAGGGAUGUUGUGGAGUUUGAGCUGUGUGAAAAAGACAGUUCUUAUGUACUGCAAUGGGUGAAUAUCUACUAUCCACAAAUGCUGAAGAAACAGGAAUUCAUCAAGGAGAUCAACUUUGAGAAGUUGGGAAAGCUGUUACCAGAGGCGGUGACGAAGCCACUGGAAGAACAAUAUAUUACUUUCAAACAGGAGGAGAUGCAGAGACAGAUGGGUCGCAUACUGAGUCAGGAGGAGCAGGCCUGGAGGGAUGGAGUGGAACCUGAGCUCAGACACGGCUGCUACUACAGCCACCUGGCCUUCGACCUCCUGCCGUGUGUUAGUGGGGCUAUCGAAUCAGCAGAGGCCAUACUUGGUGACAGGAAGAAUGGCCACAGGAUUGCGUCCCUGCUGAAGAACUUCUUGGACAGCUUCAAGAAAUUCCAGGAUGAUGUCCAAGCAAAGUGUAAGAUCAGGGGAAGCCCAAAAAACAGCAGAGCCGUUGUAAUGGCUAACCUCAACAGUGUGGAACUGGUGAGGGUCUACCUCGAGGGAAGGGCUGAUAUCUUUUCAGGAGAUGAGAGGACAUUUUGUUUGUCCAUAGUUGCUGCCAUGAAAACAUCUAGCUAUGAAUUCGUCUUGAGCCCUGUACACAUAGACCUCAAGCCUACCUAUCGCAAUCUGGGAACCAAGGACUGGCUGAAAAUGGAGUGUGGGUUUGAGAAGCUGUUGGAGGGAAUUGGGAAACACAUCGAGGAUCUCAGAGGCCUGAAUUCCGUCUGCCAUCAGGAGCUGAUGAGCCAGCUACACCUGGAAGUGAGCAUGGAGUAUGUGAGGAGGUUGCUGAAGGGGAAGAUCGCACUGAAGAAUAAGGACAUGCAGGAGAGGGCAGCUGAGGUCGUGUGCGGCAACUGCCAGAGACUGCACAAAGUUUUUCUAAGCGAGGGUUCAAGCCACGCCUGGCUGAGUGAACCACUGACCUACAUUGCUGAGGUGAUCAAACUACAAGAUGUGAAUUCUUUACAACUAGAGAUUGCCUCUCUGGCUUUAUCCUACCCUGAUCUCAGUGAGAAACAUGUUGCUGCCCUGCUGAACCUCAAGUCUAAUCUGAGCAAGGAUGACAGGAACAGGGUGAAAAGUGCCUUUUUGGACAGGCUGUCAGAGUCCAGCUGCAGUGGGGGAAAAUCAUUUUUCUCCAGAAUUGUGGUCAAAUGAGAUACAGAAUGUUCUUCGAAGAUGGGAGAGCACAGAACCUAAAACAUAGUAGAGUAAAAUAGAGGACAGUAGAGUGUAGUAGAGUCCUCAUCAAGUACUCAUGAAUGAUGCCAACAUUAUUGUAUUUUUUUACUUUUUAGAAAAUAUUCUUCUUGUUGCUUUCUACCAUGCCCCAUGGUAGCUUCAUAGAAGCUAAAGUAACGAGCCUGGCUUGAAAAUGUAAGAAGUACAAAGUCCAGAUAUUUGUGUACAAAAUGUAAGAAGUGAAAGUUAAAAAAAAGUGUUCGGAAAAUAAAUAGUGAAGUAAAGUACUGAUACCAGAGUAUCAGUAUUUGUACUUGGUUACUUCCCAUCUCUGUAAUCUGAUCACAGAAAUACUGUAAAACUAUUCACUUAUGUUCUGCUUGUGUAUGUGCAAUAUUUAUCAUGUAAAGUGUGUUUACUAUUAAAGACAUAUUGUGCUCUAUGUAGGACCAUUUUCAAAACAUAAAUGAUUACAUGUCCUUGUUUAUAAAACAAAUAGGUGCUGUUUUUAUUUGAAUUACAUGUGUACAUUUGUAAAAUUAUCAAAUCUUCUUCUGUGAAUUUGCCUGUGUGCUUAAACUUGCUAAUAAAUCCUCAACUUGUA
Messenger RNA from Osmerus eperlanus (European smelt), 2684 nucleotides. RefSeq names its product tumor necrosis factor, alpha-induced protein 2b (gene tnfaip2b). The record is from RefSeq and is a predicted model, not a curated record. Lineage: Eukaryota; Metazoa; Chordata; Actinopteri; Osmeriformes; Osmeridae. The transcript has 12 exons. Gene Ontology annotation, cellular component: exocyst. Bases 167 to 2056 code for a protein of 629 amino acids. Gene Ontology annotation, molecular function: SNARE binding. Gene Ontology annotation, biological process: exocytosis; exocyst localization.